UACAUUUUUUGUGUGGAGACAGAGUGUUGGUGUUCGUAUAUUUGUGCAAAAUAAUAUUUUUUUAAUUAAAAGAAAACAAAAUAAAAAUUACUGUUUAUAAUAUUUUUCUAUAUAUAAAACACGUGAUAAUAAAAUUAACACCAAAAAACAAGAAAGAAAACAAUAAAUAAUUAAAUUUUUUAACUAUAAAAAAAAUCUACAACAAGGGAGAGACAACAAAUACAAAAACACUAUAUAAGGCAAACAUUAAGAGAGCGAAAAAAAACGUAAAAAACGCAACUUUAACAACACGUUGUUGUUACACAAAUUGUAUUAAGUAUAAACAAUUAACAAGGGAAAUUCUUAAAAUAAAUAAUAAUAUAUUUUUUAUAAAAAUAUAAUUCUCUUCUAUAUUAAAGAAAAAAAAAAAAAGAAGCGAAAAAAUCAUGUGAAAAAUCGAUUGGAAGUUGGGCAAUACAUAUAAGCGUUGAAAAAUUCUGUUUGUGGUCAUUUCCAAUGCCAUGUAGAUGACAUUGGAAUUUUCUCACACUCACAUACUUCGUACAUACAUACAUAAUAAUACGAAAAACGUACAGACAAACGAAGAAACAAAAUACAAAAACUCGCAGCAAACAACGGAGAAUAGCAAGACUAAGAAGAAGAAGCAGACGAAAAGAAGAAUAAAAAAACACUGACAAAUCAAAUGGAAACGUCAAAAACUGAUGUGAAAGCGCAAUUUUAUUUUUCUGAUGGUUUGUGUUUUUUGUUAUUGUAACCAUUGUAAAGUGACAUCAGUGUGGUUGUAAGUGGAAAAUCGAACGAAAAGCAAAGAAAAGGCAUAGAAAAAGGAGAACAAAAUAAAAAUAGACAAAAAAUAAAGUGAAUUUUUGUAUAUGUAUAUUUUCUUUUUUUUUUUAAUUUUCUUAAAUAACUUUUGUAUGAAAUACAAAUGAAAUAAGAAGUCUGGGGGAGUUACAAAAAGUGUUGAACACUUUUUCCUGUUUUCAAUGUGGAAUAAAAAGAAGAAAACUUUAUUACUUGCACCACUUUCAUCAUUAUCGUCGUCGUCUUCUUCUUCGUUGACUUUGCCUUCGCUGUCUUCAUCAUUGUUGCUACUUCGUAAAAUUUUUACGCUUGACUACUUGCAAGUAGCAAUAAUAGCAACAAGAGCAGCAGCAGCAGCUACUAACCCAACAAUAUUUAACUGCAGCAACAACAAUUGUUCCUGAUUGCAUUUGUGUGUAGUGUGAGUGCGUGUCCGGUGUAGAAAAUAAUGGAAUCUGGUCCCAAUGGGAUAAAAGUAGAGCCAUCAUUAGAACAGCAACAUUUACAGCAUCAGCAACAACAACAUCAUCAUCAACAAUAUGCCACAAAUUUGCUAGCUCUCAAUGGCUCGAAUGCCCGCCUACUCAUCGAUCAUCCCUCAACAUUGCUGGUACCGUUGUCGCAUCAUCAACAGCAACUGCAACAAUUACAACUCCAACAGCAGCAUCAGCAGCAGCAACAACAACUGCAACAGCAUCAUUUACAGCAGCAUCAAUUGCAACAGCAUUUAGCCUCACAACAGCAGCAACAACAGCAACAACAACAGCAGCAGCAAGAUCAAUUGCAACUACAGCAGCAACAACAAUUGCAGUUGGCCGCAGCGGUCACUUAUCCGCAGCCUUUGUCCCUCAAACAACCACCCCUACCCACGCCCAUUACCAACAACAGCGGCGGCACUGCAAGUGGUGCUGGAGCAGGAACCACCGCGAACACCACUUCGUUGGGGCCGGCGUCAGUGACAUCGUCCACCUCAUCGGCCGUCCGUCAUCGUUGGAACGAAAGUCCAGAGGCUCGAGCUCGUCGUUUGGCACGCAAUGCCGAGAGAAUGCGAGAACGACGCAAUCGUGAGACCGAAGAUGAAUAUCGCAAGCGGCUGGCACGCAAUGCCGAAGCCAAUCGAAUGCGUCGUCAGAAUGAAAACGAAAUGGAACGAGCCAUGCGUUUAGUACGUAACGCCGCACGGCAGCGUCUGCGUCGCGCCAUGGAAUCGCCAGAUCAAAGGGCUAAACGACUGCAAAAACUUGCCGAACGGAUGCGUAUGUAUCGAGCCAAUGAAACACCGGAGCAAAGGAAAAUUCGUCUCGCCGAAAUGGCAGCCAGAGCCCGGCAGCGUAUUGCCAGUGAAUCCCCCGAGCAGCGUAAGGAGCGACUGAAAAAACUCAAUGAGUAUGCGAGAAAGGUCAGAGAAAAGAAAAAAAUAAUAAAACACGGCGCGGCGCAGACUCCGAAUUCGAAUCAGAAUUCGAAUACGACGCAAAGCGCUUCAAUAAAUUGUAAUAAUAACGACUCUUUAAAUCUAAACCAUCAGGCACCACCUUCAACAGCAGCAGGCGGCGGAACAGCAGCAACGGGAGCAGCAGGAACAAACUCGGCAACACCGACCGGAAACGAUGAACUAUCCCGACAAACUGCCGGCGGCGCCCAAGAUGACCAACAACAGCUAACAGCAUCAUAUCAGCAAGCUGCCGCCCUGGCAGCCAAUCCCAUUGAAUACUAUCAGAACAUGUUCAUCAAUCCAGCCACUUUACGCACAGGCAGUGCUGCCCUCCUCAAGCAGGAACCUCAAACACAGCAGCCGCAAUCUCAGCAAUCCACCAACAAUCAACAGAAUCGUUUUAGCACUCCGCAACAACAGUCGGCAGCUGCAAAUCUCCUCGAAUCGGAGACGUCGAAUCUUUUUCAGCAACAGCUGUACGAUGAGGCCUCACAAAAGGCCAAGCUGCCAAAUGUAGCAGCAGCUAAUGUUCCUCACUUCAGCACAAUCGCGAGUUCGCUAGAAUUAUAUCAGAAUAAGUAUGCUAAGAAGCCGGAGCUUCAACAGACAAAUAAUACAGCGAGCAGCAGUAGCAGCGGCAACAAUAACAACAGCGGGUCUGUUGGAGUCCCAACCGGAACAGGUGGAGGAACACAGAACGAAAAAAGUGAAUCAAAAGUAAAAACUACACAUCCACAAAUACAAAAUCCCCCAACACCGCUCUACAAUCAAUUUCCCUAUUUGGCAACCUUUCCGGCAGCUGCAGCCAACUCAACGGUAUCGGUAACAACCCCGCCAAAUACACCAACCCAAACAGCCGCCUAUUAUCCUAUGUAUCAUAAUGGCUUUCAGCUGGGCAUAGCGCCGAAUACGGUGCCGCCCCCAUUUACGCCAGUACACUUUUCAACGGCCACAAAUGCAGUUGGAUCCUCGCCACCAACAAAUGCUGCGGCCAGCCAACAACAACAUGUAAUACAGGAUUUUCCAAAAGCGGUCCGCGGUCGUCCUAGAAAGCUGUUUAGCUCAAAUAAAGAUGCGUCGCAGGACGAUGUACUUCAGCAGCAAGAGCAGCAACAAAAAAUGAGUGCUUUGCUAGAACAGGAGAUCAAUCAAAUGCUAGCAUCUCCACAAUAUGCUCAGCGCCGCGGACGUGGUCAACAAUAUCAACAAUUAAACACACAAUUACAACAACAACAACAGCAGAACCAGCAACAACAGCAGCAAAUAUUGCAACCGAACCUACAGCAGCAGCAGCAACAACAACAAGAACAUUCCUCCCCCAACAUUAUACGCAGCAAUGGUAAACUCAAAUACGAAAGUGAUGAUGAGAAACGCAAACGACUCGACAAAAUGGCUGCCCAUCAGAGAGCACUGCGAGCUAACGAAACACCCGAACAACGAGUAGUACGUCUACAGAAACUAAGUGAACGGGCCCGUCUCAAACGAGCCGAAAUACGUGCAACCGAAACGCCCGAAGAGAAAAAGAUACGUCUCUCACGACAAGCCGAAUAUGCACGAAUGCGUCGCCUACGAACUCAUACACCUCACUUUCGCUCUAAAUCCGAAAAUGGUGGUUCCACCACUCCAUCGGGCAUCUAUGAACAGUCACUGGGUGCUUCUACAAAUGGUGGCUAUGAAACAAAACCUAACGAUGGUGGUGGCAAUAAUAGUGUUAGCGGCGGUAGUAUAUCACAGGAAAGUGCUUCAAAUAGUGAGGAACAACUGCAACAGCAGCAGCAACAACAGGCGCAACAACAACAACAGCAGCAGCAACAGGCACAGCAACAACAACAACAACAGCAGCAACAAUUGUUACAAAUGCAACAUCAGCAAACACAACAACGUAUGUUACUUCCAGGUCAAACUCCGAUACUACUUCAAAUGAACAACAACCACAACAAUAAUAAUUUCAUAAAAGGCAACAACAAAGAAUACAAUAAUGGUCAACCGGAAAAUAAUGAUAUGUUAAAAAUUCUUGAACCCAUAAUUGUCAUGAAAACAAAAUAAUUUAAAUCUUAUUUUAUUCAGAACAUUAUUUAAAGAUCACCCUCACUCACUCACCACCACAUUAACUGAUCAUAGUUGUUGAUGAUGAUUAUUAUAUAAUUUUAUAAAUGGUAUGUAGAUUGUUUUUUCAAAACUAAAUUUAUUUAUUAUUAGGGAAAAUGUAAAAUUUUUAAAAAUUUUCGACUUUUUGUUGCGUAAAAGUUACAAAUUGGAGAAAAAUUUAUAUUUAUUUUUAUUUGUCGAAUUUUUGUUCAAUAUUAGUUAAAUUUUUUUAAAAAUUUCAAUUUCAAACUUAAAAAUUUUGAAUUUAGUCCAAUUUUUUAAAUAACAAUCUAAAAAAUUUUGAAAAUUUCAUAAUUUUUUUUAAGGAUUUUUAGAGUAGCUUCAAUAUAUAGGCUUUUAAAGUGGUGUACGAAUAUUCGAAAUUAAUUUCGAAAAUUCGCUGUUAAGUUCGAAAAAAUUUUAAAGCGUUAAAAUAAUCUCCAUUUUAUGAGGAUUCAUAAAAAUACGAUUUUAAUAUUAUGUAUUUCAGUUUUUUUAUUUUUCAAUUUCAAAUUUAAAAAUUUUCAAAAAUAAAUUUUUGAAGGAUUUUUAAAGUAGUAUCAAAAUAUAGGCUUUUAAAGUGAUAAUCGAAAAUUCGAUGUUAAGUUCGAAAAAAUUUCCAAUUCAUGAGGAUUCAUAAAAAUACGAUUUUAUUGUUAUUUGAGUCCAAAUUUCUUUUAUUUUUUAAUUUCGAACUUAAAAAUUUUGAGAAAAAAUUUCAAAAUUGUCAUAAAUUUUUUAAGCAUGUAGUUUCAAAAUAUAGUGAUAUUCGAAAAUCAGAUACUAAGUUCAAAAAAAAUUUAAAAUGCUAAAUAAUUCUGUGAAAAUAGUUUAAAGUUUUUAAAAAAAUCUUUAUUUCUCUAUUAAAAAAGUGAAUAUUUUUAGUUUGCAAAGAGUUUAUAUACCAAAAUGAAAUCAUCAUUUCACAACUGAUCUAUAUACCGAAUAAAAUCUUCAAACUUGCAGCAAACUUUUUAUACAAUAUCUAAACCUUCUUACACAAACACACACGCAUAUAAAACUAAAAAAAAAACUUAGUUACAAAAAAAAAAAUAUUAAAAAAAUCACACAUUUAAUAAGAAAAAUUAUUCAUAAAAAAAUAUAAAAUAAAAUUUGUUAAGAGUAAAACCAAGACCUAUAAGAAAAGUAAAACAUACACCAUAUAUAAAAAUAUAAAUAAAUAAUUGAGAAAGCAAAUUAAUUAAUAAAAAACAAAAAGAAAAGAAACACAUAGACACAAAACAGCAUAAUCCUAUUAAUAAAUACAUA
Molecule: messenger RNA, 5596 nt
Organism: Lucilia sericata (common green bottle fly)
Lineage: Eukaryota; Metazoa; Arthropoda; Insecta; Diptera; Calliphoridae
Exons: 3
Coding region: 1253-4285 (1010 amino acids)
Source: RefSeq, a predicted model, not a curated record